UUGACAAGAAAAUGCAUUGCAGUCCUGGCUAUAGUUUUUGCAUUCAUUACACUCAACUUAUGGCUUGUGGCUAUGGUAACACCAGGAUGGUUUAUUGCAUCGUGGGAAAAUAUUGACCCACUCAUAAUACAGAAGGUUUCAAGACCUUUAUGGAAAUGGAUCAGGAACUUUGGUGAUCCCUUUGAAAGACCCCAUUUAAACAUAGAUGUAGAAAUGAGCAUAUGGUAUUGCUCAGUGUGUUACAAUGAUACUUGCGACCAAGUUUCUUGUCAGAAACUUAUUGGAGAAGCAUUAUGCAGUAAAUAUGGAGUAGAGUCAGAAAAGCGCUUUCCUUUUUUAAUUGAUAGUCAAGUGUGGGGUAUCCUAGCAAUAAUUUCUUGCUUGUGUAGUUUAAAUCUUCUUGUGUUCAGCUUUGGUAGUGCCGUCAGGGUUAGAGCUGGAGGAAUCGCCAUGUUGAUGGCAGCUUUGUUUGAAAUGUUCCUGAUUCUUCGCAUGGCUAAGGACAACAUACCUGUUGCAGAACUUUUAGAUAUGAAGGUCAGGAAUCCUUACUCCGUCAUUUUCGCCGGAAUCGGUCUGGGUUUUAGCUGCCUCGUCAUGAUCCUCAGUAAAAUUUUGUAUACAAAAUCAGGCCAACAGGUUACUGAUUUGCCUCCACACCAUACUGUUCUUCAAGAAAGUGAUUAAUUCUACAAAAUGCUUGCAAAUAUACUUAUAACAGUAAUUGUCUGAGUAAUAAAUAUAAUAUUUUACAGAAUAAUUAUUAAAGUUUGACAAAAUUCA
This is a messenger RNA of Saccostrea echinata, 783 nucleotides long. RefSeq lists its product as uncharacterized. The record is from RefSeq and is a predicted model, not a curated record. The coding region runs from base 73 to 687 and encodes 204 amino acids. The transcript has 5 exons. Lineage: Eukaryota; Metazoa; Mollusca; Bivalvia; Ostreida; Ostreidae.